Molecule: messenger RNA, 1545 nt
Organism: Closterium sp. Yama58-4
Lineage: Eukaryota; Viridiplantae; Streptophyta; Zygnematophyceae; Desmidiales; Closteriaceae
Source: the annotation of a GenBank genome assembly
AUGGCAGAAAAUAGCGGCGCUGACAGCAGCAGCGGAGGACACAUUCCCCAAUAUAUUCCUUCCAAGCACGUCCCACUGACAGACCAGCUAGAAAAGGACAAGGAUGACGAGAGCUUACGGAGGUGGAAGGAGAGCCUACUAGGCGAACUAUCGCUCGACGACAAAGGCAAGCGAGGAGGCUCGGCGGUCGAGUUUUCGGCUGUGCGGCUGCUCGUGGAGGAGCGGGAUCCCAUCGUGCUUCCGUUGCCUAAGGACGGCGAGGCCGUGGCGACGCCGGCGAGCUUCGAGCUGAAGGAGCGGUGCAAGUACCGGCUGCAGUUCGAGUUUACGGUCGCGAACGACGUGGUGCUGGGCCUCACGUACGUCAACACCGUGUAUAAGGACGGCGAUCAAGUGGAUACUUCUAAGGAGAUGCUUGGAGCAUAUGCGCCCCAAGCGAAGCCGUAUGUGUAUGUGACGGAAGAAGAGACAACGCCUGACGGGGAGGAGGUUCGUGGCAAAUAUACGGCAGAGACUAAGUUUACUGACGACGAUGGCAAAGUUUACUUGACAUUUUCUUACUCUUUUGAGAUUAAAGAAGACUGUGCCCGGCCCAUAUUGACGCGAGCAGACCCGAAAGGCGACGCGAGGGAGCUAUGGCGCCGCGAGAUUGAAGCUGAUUCGGCAGCAGCAACGGAUUUUGAGGCGGUAGAUGCGGACACAGUGAGGGAGGAGGCGCAACGGUUGACACGUAAGCAGGUCAUGGAACGGCUCGACAAGGCGAGCUAUCAGGAGCUUCGCGAGCUGCAGGAGAGCGGUUACGACUCCGAUGGCGGCAGCAUGCGGCCCGGCGGUGGUGGGAAUAGCGCGGAAAGCGGAGGGAUUGUGUGGAAGGAGGUGGUGGAUAAGAUUUUGGUGGCGGACUUCUUUUUAAUCACCAUCGCUCUUGUCUGGUUUCUAACGGGUGUGCUGCAGCGGUCUAUCUCGAAUGACGACGGGCUGCUACUGGCGUGGUUAAAGCUGUGGGACCCCUUGUUCCAACCGGCCAUAGCCGCCGCAGCAGCAGCAGCAGCAGCAGCAGCAGCAGCAGCAGCAGCAGCAGCAGCAGCAGCAGCAGCAGCAGCAGCAGCAGCAGCAGCAGCAGCAGCAGCAGCAGCAGCAGCAGCAGCAGCAGCAGCAGCAGCAGCAGCAGCAGCAGCAGCAGCAGCAGCAGCAGCAGCAGCAGCAGCAGCAGCAGCAGCAGCAGCAGCAGCAGCAGCAGCAGCAGCAGCAGCAGCAGCAGCAGCAGCAGCAGCAGCAGCAGCAGCCGCAGCAGCAGCCGCAGCAGCAGCCGCAGCAGCAGCAGCCGCAGCAGCAGCAGCAGCAGCAGCAGCAGCAGCAGCAGCAGCAGCAGCAGCAGCAGCAGCAGCAGCAGCAGCAGCAGCAGCAGCAGCAGCAGCAGCAGCAGCAGCAGCAGCAGCAGCAGCAGCAGCAGCAGCAGCAGCAGCAGCAGCAGCAGCAGCAGCAGCAGCAGCAGCAGCAGCAGCAGCAGCAGCAGCAGCAGCAGCCGCAGCAGCAGCAGGGUAG